CUUUUUACAUUCAAUUUUUAAGUAUUAAAUUGAAUUAUCAAACGUUCUCAUUAUUGAGUCCAUUAAUAAGAAUUAAACUAUAUAUGUUUGAAAACAAUGUUGAAGAGCCUAAAAAAGUUAUUAAAAAUUCAAUAAAGUAAAAUUCAUAAAUUAGAUUGAUUUUGAGUGUCAUCCGCAUUAGUUUAAAUCUAUACUACUCAUCUCUUUUUUAAAUAAAUUUUAGGCUACCUUUUUUGUACUCUUUUAAUAAUCUAUUUGUUUAGGUGGGAAAUAUUUUCUCUAAUUUCUAGUGUCGGGUAGAGAAAAAUAAAAAUCAAAAGAAAAUAAACUUAUUUGAAUAAAUAUUUUUUGAACUUAAGCCUUACCAAUGCCUACCACAACCACUUUCUACCACGGUAUCAUCCCACCACCGGACUACCACUAACACAACAACUAAUACAUUAAUUUUAAAGAACACAACCAAACAUAACAGAAAAUAUUUUUUGUAAAAUGUUUUUCCGUUAAAAAUUGUUUUCUAGCAACAAAGUGUUAACUCUUUUCCCUUUUUGUAAAAAAAUAGGCCUAAUCUGUACAGUCUUGUGUUUCCAAAUUAUCAUAUAAUCUUACAGUUAGAAUAGAAGUGUAUUAAGAUAAAAGAAGCGUUUAGAGAUUCUUAGAUGACAGUGAGAAGUAUAUUAGGACAGAAGAAGUUAGUGACAUAGAAUUCAACUCCAUAUGAAAUACUAAAAACCAAGAAGUAGAACUCUGGUAGAAGACUAGCAUAAUAGUCAGGACUACUUAGCAACCAAUAAUUCAUAUAUAUAUAUAUAUAUUCUUUUCACAUACAUACACUGAUACACACAAGAAUUCAAUGGAUAUUGUGACGAAGCCACGCUCUCCAUGGGGAUGGGGUGACAUGGAUCAUAAUAUUCUCACAAAAAUAUUCAGAAAUACAUGUGUUGAGCACUUGAGCUCGAGUGUGUCGUGGGUAUGUCGUUCAUGGCGGUUUGCAUGUUGGGAGGUCAUGUUUUGGAACCAGAAUUUUUUUGAUUUGCAACAGUUUGAAGUGUUUUCUGAUAAAUCAGGCCCGCCUUCUUCUCCUUCUGAUGUUGAUGAGUAUUGGAAGACGGAGAUCAGAGCGAUGAAACUAAUUCAAAGUAUUUUCCAAGGCAACGAAGCAUAUGGUACCCCAGCAAAGGGUUGGAGUCAGUCUCUUCGGCAACUCUUGCUUCCUUCUUCCUUUCAUGUUUCUGAUAGAAUUCUUCUAUACAUUGCAGAGAGAACACCAGGGCUCACCAUGAUCUCCCUGAGCAACACAAGCAAAAUAGCAGGAACAAGCUUUGCAAUGGCGAUCACUCACUGGACCCAUCUCAAAUUGUUGAUCAUCGGUCCAAUCGAUGGCGGUUUCAACAUAGACAUUAUCAGACAACUUGGUAAACACUGUAACAAGCUCGAAAGCCUCCACAUCCACGUCAAUAGUUUUACAUUGGACAAGGACUCUGCAACCGCCAUAGCAACCAACCUUCCGAGGUUGAAAAGUCUUUCGUUUCUUCGCUGUUCGAUACGAAAAUCGGGAGUUAAGGUUGUUGCCAAACAAUGCUCAAAAGUUAGUUUUGUUGCAAUCGAAUGUUGUUCGUUGGUUGAAGAGAUCGAACCAUCCUUGACGAAGACGAGAGAGCCUAGGUGUUGCGAUUUUGAAGAAUGGCGUUCUAGGAAACUUGAGUUUCGAGUUACUAAUGAUCGGCGUUGGUAGUCAUUUAUAAAAAAACAAUAUGUGAAACUGUUUAAUAUUUACAUAAUUUUAAGUGCCCAACUUUAGUCAAGUUGUUUUUUA
Molecule: messenger RNA, 1813 nt
Organism: Camellia sinensis
Lineage: Eukaryota; Viridiplantae; Streptophyta; Magnoliopsida; Ericales; Theaceae
Product: F-box/LRR-repeat protein At3g48880
Molecular function (GO): protein binding
Source: RefSeq, a predicted model, not a curated record